This is a messenger RNA of Colletotrichum graminicola M1.001, 1464 nucleotides long. Its product is annotated as Di-sulfide bridge nucleocytoplasmic transport domain-containing protein. The transcript has 3 exons. The record is from RefSeq and is a predicted model, not a curated record. Gene Ontology annotation, cellular component: nuclear membrane; nuclear envelope. Lineage: Eukaryota; Fungi; Ascomycota; Sordariomycetes; Glomerellales; Glomerellaceae. Bases 1 to 1464 code for a protein of 487 amino acids. Gene Ontology annotation, biological process: nuclear envelope organization; lipid homeostasis.
AUGGAUCGCAGAACAUAUGAAAGCCCUAUGGAAUGGGAAUACCAGGAUCACGGACCUCUGGAUGCGACCAGCCCGUUUGCACAGGUUGCAAAGACCAACACCCAGAACAGCUUCAGCUCACCGAACAAAUUCGCAAGCUCCAAGCCGAACCCUUUCUUGAGCCCCUCCAAGCCGAACCUCUUCGCGGGUACCCCCUCCAGGAUACUUCCAUCUCUGCCGCAGGCAUCGCUUUUCUCCCCCAGAGUACAGAGAAAUAACAUGGCGCCGCCGUUCCGAAACCCGGCCUUCACCACCCCGCGCAAACCCUUCGACGAGAGUACCUAUUCGGAGGCUUCGGGCGCAGAAUCGAGCCCCGCCUUGACAGAAAAUUCGGAGCUUCCAGACGAUACUCCCGACGUCGACAGAUACGGAGACACGAGCAUGGCCACCAUGACACCUUCCAAGGUCGACAAAAGCUUCCGCUAUGGCAAGGCAAGCCAGUCAUCGAAGCGCCACGCGCCAGGCAAGGGCGAGAUCCCCAGAAGUGCACGAGAAUACCCCGCUAUAAGGAAGCGGAAGCGACACAACCUCGACAAGGAUGUAGGAAGCGUACGCUAUCAUGGCGCACAGGACUGGGAUGACUCGGAUGACGACUCGGAUGGUGACGGAUCCCGCUCGGCGGCUCGCGGCGGCAAAGGCAGCAAGAAGAAUAUGAAGAACGGUCGUGGCUGGAUCAGCAACCUGUUCCAUGCUCUGGAGGAACACCCGAAUGCCCCCGAGAACCUCUAUCGCUGGAUCCAGCUUUUGGUCAACUGCAUAAUUGUGUCAGCAUUUGUCUUCUUCUGUUGGUCUAUUCUGGAUACCGUUCGGUCGGAUAUUCGAACUGCCAACGACGCAGCUCGUCUGGAAAUCGAGAAUAGGAUGUCUGAAUGCCGGACCGAAUACCAGCUCAACGAAUGCGCCAAGAAGGAUCGGCCUGCGUUGAAGGCAAUGUGCGACGAAUGGUACGAGUGCAUGAUUCAAGAUCCUUCGGCCAUCAUGAGGGUUCGGGUCACUGUCAAGCAAAUCGCGGAAAUCCUUAACGAAUUCGCCGGCGCCAUGCAGGUCAAGGCCUGGGUAUUCUUCUUCGGCAUCCUUUUCCUGUGUAUCGUCGCCAAUAACCUUACGUUGGGUCGUAUGGCAAACAAUGCUGGCCCCAGCCACCCAGUGCCAGCGCACCGCGCGACGUCUGGAGCUGCUCCGGAGCCAUCGGUGAUCCCUGAGCCUUCACAGGCAUACAUGUGGGUUCCUAUUCAAACACCUUCACAUCGCCGCCACAUCCAGUAUGACAACGAUGAUACCGACACCGACGCAUCGCCGCCAAAGAUGAAGUCGAUUAUGCCGCCGCGGACUCCUUCUGGACGUCGUAGUCCAAGCAAGGGUGACCGGGAUCGAUUGCGCAGUCCGACCAAGUAUGCAGGGCUCAGUCCCACCAAGGGUUAUUGA